Messenger RNA from Coturnix japonica (Japanese quail), 2676 nucleotides. It is a transcript of the gene TIPRL, whose product is annotated as TOR signaling pathway regulator. Gene Ontology annotation, cellular component: cytosol. Lineage: Eukaryota; Metazoa; Chordata; Aves; Galliformes; Phasianidae. Gene Ontology annotation, biological process: TOR signaling. The record is from RefSeq and is a predicted model, not a curated record.
GAAACGGAAGCUGAGUGAGGCGGCGGUUGCGGCGGGGCGCUGCUGCGGUGAGGGGCCGGGAAGGGCGGGCGAGGCUGAGCUGCCGCCGGUUCCCCUGCCGGCCUUCUCCUCGCUGGGGUCGCGCCCUCCGCCUUCGCCAUGCACCCCGUUUUCCAGAGCAGCCGCCGCGACUUCACCUUCGGGCCCUGGAAGCUGAGCGCCGUCUGCACGCACAUCAUGAAGUCGGCGCAGGCCGAGAGACUGGCUGAAGAAUUACACAUGCCUUCCCUGCCAGAGAUGAUGUUUGGAGACAAUAUCCUGAGAAUACAGCAUGAACAUGGUUUUGGAAUUGAGUUCAAUGCAACAGAUGCUUUAAAAUGUGUCAGUAAUUGCCAAGGUAUGAUCAAAGUGGCUUGUGCAGAGGAGUGGCAAGAGAGCAGGAGCGAGACUGAACACACGAAGGAAGUUGUCAAGCCUUAUGAUUGGACUUACACAACUGACUACAAGGGAACAUUGCUGGGAGAUACUGCAACACUAAAGGUUGUUCCUACAACAGAACAUAUAAAUACAGAGAAAUUGAAAGCCAGGGAACAAAUCAUGUUUUUUGAAGAAGUGCUUCUGUUUGAAGACGAACUUCAUGAUCACGGAGUGUCAAGUUUGAGUGUAAAGAUAAGAGUGAUGCCUUCCAGCUUUUUUGUGCUCUUGAGGUUUUUCUUGCGAGUUGAUGGAGUUCUUAUCAGGAUGAAUGACACGAGGCUUCACCAUGAGUCUGACAAGGCUUAUAUGUUGCGAGAAUAUACAUCAAGAGAAAGCAAAAUAUCAAGUUUAAAGCAUGUGCCGCCUUCCCUGUUCACGGAACCCAAUGAGAUCUCUCAGUAUCUACCCAUAAAGGAGACAAUAUGUGAAAAACUAGAGUUCCCAGGGACGCAGGAAUCUCAUAAUCCGGAGGCAUCACUGGAAACCACGUGUGUUAAGUCAAAAUAAAUGUGACUCUAUCUGGACUGAAUUAGACUGGAGAUGGUGUGAUCGUGUAGGCGUUACUGGGGGGUGCGGUUUCACUACUAGUGGAAUAAAGAAUUUGGCUAUUUUUUCUGUAGCCCUGAAAGAAAACAGAACUCAUUUCAAGAAGGUUUUGCUGAUGUUUGUUCUAUCUUCUUUUGUUUGUUUCUUUUAAACCUGUAUCUGGAGUUAAUGAUAAAGCGGUGGUAAAUUGCAGUCUUCAAUGGCACUGGAGAAGGACUUAUGCAAUUAGAGAGUCUGGGGUUCUGCUCAUUUCACCAGUGAGGCUUGGUAACAGCCGAUAACCCACUGUGUUACUUCUUGGCUGGGGAGAAAGGGCAUUUAUUGUGUUCAAUCCCUCUAAGAUUCUGGUAUUUGCAGUUUGAGAAAGAGGAGCUGACGUAGCUUCAAAAGGAUGCUAGCGUGUAUUCCAGAUGCAUAAUUCUGGUUUAUUUAUAAUCUUUAAGUUCUGAUAUCAAUAGAAGUGUGAUCACAUGUGCAGUCACUGUUCUAUCUUCACAUUUUGUGGAUUAAGCUUUUAAGUAAUUCCGUUGCUUUUGGAAAUCUUCAGUUACAUCAAUUAGUUUGGUCUAAGAUGGGGGGAGUUAACAGGCUUGUCUAAGUUUGCUGCUUACACUCAGGUGUGAGAAGCUGAGUGCUUUUGAUUGGACAGGGGCUAAUAAGAAUGUGUAGAUUCUGAUGACAUGGACUGUUUUAAUUAAAUCUUCAUAUUCUACACUGUGUGUCUUCAAAUAAGUUUCGGGGUGGGUUGUUUCUCUUAACCGCAUCUUUUGAGAAAUGGUUUUCAUUUAAAGACAGUGCUGAUGGUUCAAUUAAAAGUGCUCUACUAUUAAAGUGACUGCACUUGGUUCCUAAGGACUGUAGUGUCAGGACAAAGCGUUUAUCUGGCUGGAAAUGAAUGCAGAGUGGAAGCAAAUUCAUCUGGAAAUGGAAUAUUAUUGAGGUCCCUUCCAGUGAUAGAGGGAUCUGAGCAGAGAAGGGAACAAGAGAGAAGAGCUAUUUUGCUGGUGGGAGUAUAUCAGGGCACUUUUCCUCUAAGAAUUUGCUAUUUUAUGUGCCUUACAGGCUUAUAAAAGCACAAUCUAAAGUCAAAGCUGGUGGUGAUUGAGAGCUGAUGUGCUAACAGAAAGGAAACUAUAACUGCAUUCAUUAGUGAAAAUGACCAUGUGGGUUUACUCUGUGAUACUAAUAUGAAGCUCUACUGAGCUCAAGUCUAGUUGGGGGGGACCUAUGGAACUGACACCUGCUGUUGAGAAGGGUGCUCUGCAUGUGUAGUUGAUGUGAAUUUGACCUCCUCCAUUGUACUUAUAAUCUGUGACCUGUUGAUGCAGUCGAUUAGCCUUGAAUCCUGAAUAUAUAGCUCUGAUAUCCAUCUGUUUUGGGUGCCGUGCAUUUAAGUGGAACACAAAUAGCGGAGAAAUCACAAGGACGUCAUUAGGAAGUCAGUUAGCACAAAGCAGAACAUAGACACCAUCCCUGCCCCUCUUACACUGUGCGGAUUAUCAAGAAGCACUGAGAGAAACUCGGGUACCGCUUCAUCUGAGCAAGGUACUGCUGUGCUAUGUAACGCUGGGAGGAGGGGGGUGAUGCUCCAGCUGUUUUGUAGCGAGCCGAACGUAAGGCAAUUUAUAUUCCCUCUUGUAUGUUAAUAAAUAAAAUAUACCCGAUGUUUCAGAA